GCUGUCGUCCCAGUAUACUGUUUUACUGAGGCCCUUAAAUGCUCUUAAGAUAGUCCCCUGCUUAAUAUAAUCUACUUCUUACGGUUCCCCCCAUCUAUUGUUUAUAUCACACACACACACAACUUUCUUUCUCUCUCUCUCUCUCGUUUUCUCUUUCACUCACGGAUCCUCUCACAUUAUUUCUUUCUCACAAACUGUCAUCACUCCACUUCUUUCACUCUCACUCCUCUCUUAUUCACUCUACUUUCUCUCUCCCUCACACUCAUUAAACAUUUCCCCUCCCUCUCUCACUGAUACACUGUCUCUCUCUUUACUAUACACACACACAUACAAACAGAUGCUUCAUCCGUCGCCAGUUCAGAUCUUCCGCUGCCAUAAUGCCUCUCUCCUGGACUCGCACCAGGCUGGCAUCAACCCCUAUUUACGAUGAUUAUUACAAAUAAUUACUCUCCUCCACUAAUCUCCCGCCAACUACCUCCACUUUACAAUUAAUCCAUCCCAUUUAAAGUCCACUUAUUCAAUCAGACGUUCCUCUCUCGCUAAUUACAAGGAUUAUGAGGAAUCGACUGGAAAUAUUACGGAACAAGGAAAACUGCUGCCCCAGACUUUGGACAUUUUAAUGAUUGAAACAACAAAAAACCAACAAACCGGCUAACAAAACUAAUCUAUCAUUUAGUCGCAGACUAAGACAAGAUAAGCCAAACACCAUCAGUGGUACCAUCACCAGCUUCCUCAUCAUCAUCCUUCCUUCCUUCCUUCGUCUCGCCUUGGCAUUCUUCGUCUCAAUUCCAUCUUCGAUCUUUCUUUAUUUAUCCAUCCAUCUUCCUCCUGUUACCUCUCACAUUCCGUCUAGAGAUUGUUUUUAAUAUUUCGAUCAUUAUUAACCAUUUAUUAAACCAUCAUUAACAUCAUCUCUCCCUUCCGUCCUAUUUUUACUGUUGUCUCUUAAAGAACCUGGAAUUGGUUGGGGAAGAAAAUUCUUGCAAAAAAAGAAGAGAAGACGAAAUCAGGAAGAAAAAAAGAAAAAAAAAACAGGAAACCAAAAAUAUUGAAAUAUCGAUCAACCAAAGAUUGAUUUUGUUUUUAGUUUUUGCAUCUUAAAAAUAUUCCAACGUGAAAAUUUGGUCAAGCUUCACCUCUGGACAUUAUUGGAGAAAAGAUUAUUGUUAUUACUACUAUACCACCAGCGAUACACCUCGCUCUAUCCCUAUCUGUCAAUUCCCUCUCUCUCCAUAUAUAUAUAUCUAUAUAUAUACAUAUAUAUAUAUGCACUACACCAUGGCUAUAUUUGCCCAUCUCCACAGUUUCCCCAUAAUUCUACUGCUCUGCUGUGGUAUGGUCUUGUUUACGGACGGUCAUCGUGAUGGUCGAAAAUUUGGUGCUGAGGAAGAAGAUUCAGAUGAGGAUGGGGACCCUUCAACAACUGAUGGAUUGCUGCAAUUGAAAAUCGUCAAUGUCAAACAAAACUCUGCCCUGUUCAGUUGGUUUUCUACAAUUCCAUCCAGGUCGGGAUUAGUGAAAUGUGAAGUUGUGUCCACUCCAGAAAAUAAACAGGGGAAAGUGACAGAAAUAAUGAACAGCCUUCCCACUAACUGGACAGACCUCCAACUUACUGAACUGACCAAUUCAACACAAUAUACAGUCUUCAUCAUUUGUUCAGUCGAUACAGAUGUCUAUAAUUCAAACAGUAUUCAGUUUAUUACAGGGGUUCCACUGACGACCACAGUCAAACCAAAACCCAUAACUUCAACUCCAACUCCCCACACUGGUCCGUAUUUGGAAACAGCAAAUGAAAGUCAGGUUACUGAUGUGGUGCUAGGGGUUCUGUUUGCUGUAAUAGGGGCCGUCGUCAUUUCUACUAGUGCCUUUUAUUUGUGUAAGAAAUACCAAAGGAAUCAACGUAUACUUCGGUUUUAUAGUGUGAGGAGGAGAGAGAGUACCAAUAGUCUAUUCUGGUCGGCCUAGUGUAGGGGAUAGUGGUAGCGGUGUGAGGAGGAGGGAAGCUGCUGAAGUUGAUACAAAUCCUUUUGGCGUGAUAUAUGUUUACUUUGAUGAUUCCACAACCAAUUCCAAUAUUGGUUCAGAUUAAACAUUCUUCCCGUCUUGGCUCUACUGAUAUUUGUCCAUGUCCCAUCUAAAUAUCUCACACAUGCUGACUCCGUUUAGAAUUCCUUCUUUGCUCAUCUCAACCUGGCUCCCAGUCGUUCCGCUCCCCUACAUCCUGUACAGCAUGGCCUCUGGUCAAACUUGUCCACAGCCAACACACACUACACUACACAGCAAGGUGCUACAAUAUAUUUGCUCCGAUGAAACGUCCUAAAUGUAGCUACCGGGUAACUUCCAGCCGCCAGCUACUGUACAACCUUGUCUUUAAUGAAUGUCCUUGUACAUGUUCCACACAUCUAAAGAACAAUCAGUACAUCAUUGGUUUGGGUAAAUACCCCUUAUUAUUCUUACCUACCCCACAGCAACCAGUGACUCUAAAUAAUGUUGGUAUAAACCAUUCCACCUGACCUCCACUGCUGGUCAAGAGAACCACACUAAUGUGUUAACAUAGGUACACAUUAAUAUGUUAAUGCAAACACACUGUGAUAAUAGAAACACAGCCACAUUAAUGUGUUAACACAAACACUAAUUUAAUAACACACAGAGAAAAAGAACAAAAAAAAACAAUCCAAUAUUGACACAGACUUCAAAAUCAAUUCCUUCCAGGGUAAGUGGACAUUUGGAAACCACACAAAUCCAAUUUUCAUAAAUAUUUCCUUGAUGUUGUGAUGACAAUUGAGCAAUAGAAUUUGGUGGAGUUCCCCAAGCAAAUGGCGUUCAGUAUUUGGUUUUGAACACUUUCCUUCCUGUGUUCAAGUUCUUCCACACUCAUCUUUCCAGACUCGAGAUAUCAGUACCAGUUAUAUACUGGGGUACAGGAUGAUAGAUUUAUUUGGCUGUUCAGGCUACCUUGUCCUCCACUCCAAGUGUGUGAGGGUCAUGUACACAGUUUAGUAGAAAUUAAUGUUGUCUUCAGUUUUGGAACUUGGACUCCAGUGUUUACUUUCCUUCCUUUACAUUCCGAGUUCAAAUCCUGGCUGGAAAUGAUAGACAUCAGUUUGUUGGUAAAUGCGACCACUUAUUUAAUGAGCUGCAAAGCAAAGCUGAGUUGUUGGCCCAGUUGGUAACAUCCUUUGCAACAAUGGUUACAGAGAUGUCUCUCCUCAGUUAAAUGCACUGCAGAAUCAUGAUACUAGGCAUUGUGUAGACAUGCGUCUCUUCAGACCCUCAACAGCAAGACGUUUGUGUGAUUAGCAGGCGUAUGUUCUUUAAAUUGACAAAGAUUUAUUGCUUUGGUUCAUGUAUCCACAUGUAGCUAACAAAAUCAGCUCCAGAUCGACAAACUCAGUUACAAGUUGAAUAUUUGAAGAGAUUAUUGAUAACUAAAUGGUUUCUUGUUUUAGUGUUGCAUGUUUGAUGCAGUUCUCUUCAAAAUGCAUAGGAUAUACACACCUGUAUUACAUGUAGACAGGCAUUUAUUUUUUCCUUCACCAGGGUGAUAAUGGCCAAUACCUUUGAUGUGAUUGAUCACACAAACAUACACCUCCAUCAUCAGGAGUUUUGUUCACCCUGGUGAAUCUGGAAUGGGGUGGUGAUGGUAUCAGAGAAAACAACGAAAUACCUGUGCAAGAAUAGUGGAUCAGUAGACUCAUUAGAAUAUCAAACAAAAUGAAUUGCAAUAUUUAAGUUAACCUUUUAUCAUUCAGAGUUGAAACUCUGUUAAGGUCAAUUUUGCAUUUCGUCCUUUGAGGGUUGAGAAAAUGAAGUACAAGUCAAAUACUUGGAAUUGAUUAAAUUACACGUUACUUGUUCCUCCUCCUCCUCCUUUGGCUAUUAAUAGGGCAGUGAAAUGGCAGAGUAGUUGGUAGAACAUUGAAUGAAUUCUGUUGCUGUAUUUAUUCUAGCUUUCCAAGUUCAAUUCUCAUUGAUGCCAACUUUGUCUUUCAUCUUACCGAGGUCAGUAAACUAAAAAGUAGUCUAGGGUGGCAAACUGGCAGAAUCGUUAGAACACCAGACUGGAUAUUUUGUGUUCUAAGUUCAAAUCCUGGUAAGAGAUAGACUUAAUCCAUCACCCAGGGUAACACCACACUAGCUGUUACCUCAGGCACCUUUAGUCCACUCUGUUAUACCUAUUUGAGUCAAGUCUUCAGUUUUGAGGGCACCCCUCCUCCUAAGUGAAAGAACAUGUCCCAGUCUAAGCACCAUAAUUGCAUUUUCUUUCAUAACAUCAACAUUCUAAGUUCAAUCCAGUCCAGGAUUAUUUAUUUUCUAUUAAAGGUGGAUCCUCUGAGGAGGGGCUGGAGUGGUGGUGCUAAACAAUCCAGCCAGUCAUUAAUUAGCCCCAGGUCAGCUCUGAUUCAGUUAAUGUGUGAUCAGAGACAUUCCAAGCAUGACCAUCCAGUCUUGUUUCUAUGUUCAGAGUAUCCUUCUGUGUGCUACGAGGGAGAUUUGACUGCUCUUUUAUAAGAAGUCGGAAGGGAUCCCCUGUUGCCUUCCAAAGACAUUACUUGGUAUAGGGUGGGGUUGUUAAGUUUCUCUCCUUUUCUCCACAAGGAUGUGCUUGUUUAGCCCCUAGUAAGUCCUUAUUCAGCAGACCUUGCCAUCAAAGGCAAUCCAACCAUGACUAUUUGUUUUCUUUUCUAUUUAGGAACUAUGUUAUCUAAUUUUACUCUCUACGUCAACAGACUAUGAUCUAAGGAAAGUUUAGCUGCUGUUUCUAUCGGGCCAAACUGACAUGAAGAAGCUUCCCUUGGCAGUGGAAUACUGGAAGGAGCUUCGUUCCAAUAAACUUUUGGCUUUUAUAACCACAUCAACAUUUUAGGUUCAAAGUUUAAGUUUUCAGCAAUAUUAGUCUUUCUCUCAAUUAAAAAAGACCAGCCACAGAUUAAAUUAAUUAAUUACUGCUCUUAGUGUUGUGUUAGCAAUCAUUAUUGGUUGUGAAAACAAAUGUCAAUAAGUAGCUGGGUUGUGUGUAGGGGGGGGUCAGAAAUAUAACAAAUAACAUUAAGACCAAUAACAACAACCACAAAAAUAAAUAUAAAAAAGAAUAAUCUAUCUCAUGUUUGGAGGAAAGAAUUAUCUUCUCUUCCCCUUCGUCUACUGUCACCAUCACCACCAUCAUCAUCAUCAUCAAUACCUCAACUAAUGCCAUCCAAAUAUCUUAUUCUUUCUCUCUCCAUGGCUAAACUGUUUUUUUUUUUGUCAUAAACUACAUUUCAAAGAUGACAAAAUAUUGCUUGUCUUAAUUUAAAGAAAAAUUUGAAAUUUCCUAAUUGCAAAAAAAGAAAAGAAAAAAAAACAAAAAGAACCAUACGUCUUUCGUGUUUCUGUGUUCUCUGCUAUUAUUGCAUUAAUCCAUUCCUUCAGUUGUCUUGAAAUAUCUCAUUCCUGCAUAAAAAUGACAAAAACAGGGAUAAUCUUUUAAUCCUUUUUAUGAAUAUUCAGGCUACACAGAGGGGCAACAUGCUGAAUUCCAUGUUUUCUCUGUAGUGUUUAGCAGGAUAUUGGAAAGGAAAACUAAGCUUUGCUAAUCAAUUCUCUUAUCUCCUGGAUGGAAUGACAACCAACCAGAAGUGACUUUCCCUUAUGGGUGAAAAUGGAAGUUGAAUGCAAAACAAGAAACCAGAGGAAACACUUGUCAAGCUUUUCAUUUUAAUUUUUCAGUGGGUUUCUGUAAGUAGUUGAAGCCCCUGUGUAAUUACUGCUAUAAACCAACGGUUCACAAAUGGUGUGCCAUGGAGUUUUAAGAUUAAAAUUUGAAUCUUUAGAAAGUCCAUUCUAAUGCUUGAAUGUCUUGAAAAAUGUGUUCUUCAGAAUUUGGUUAGAGACAAAAAUUAAUAAAACAAUGUAAACAAAAAUUGGUUUUAUUCAAAA
Messenger RNA from Octopus bimaculoides (California two-spot octopus), 5919 nucleotides. RefSeq lists its product as uncharacterized. Lineage: Eukaryota; Metazoa; Mollusca; Cephalopoda; Octopoda; Octopodidae. The record is from RefSeq and is a predicted model, not a curated record. Gene Ontology annotation, molecular function: protein binding.